Molecule: messenger RNA, 4850 nt
Organism: Wasmannia auropunctata (little fire ant)
Lineage: Eukaryota; Metazoa; Arthropoda; Insecta; Hymenoptera; Formicidae
Gene: SWIP
Product: WASH complex subunit 7
Exons: 3
Coding region: 390-3659 (1089 amino acids)
Biological process (GO): endosome organization; endosomal transport
Cellular component (GO): endosome; WASH complex
Source: RefSeq, a predicted model, not a curated record
CGUUUGAGAUGAUAAAAAAUUUUACGAACAACAUUCGAAUGGCACAAAUUAGAGACUGAUUUUUUCAUCGCUAUUAUAUAUUAUGUAUUAACUAUACGUUCGCGAUAUUUAACCAACUGAGUGAGAAAUAUCAGCUGUCGGUACUCUCUUGAAUUGCCAUCUAUCGCGAACAGUAGGACGUAAUGAUAAACCGCCUGAUCGAGUAUAUGCCAAUGACAGCUGAUUGUGGGGUGUGUGUGAGCUGAUGUUGGAAAGAAAAACAACAAUGGAUCAGAUACUAUGUAGAAACAGAGCAAUGUUGAUGAUUGUUAAAUUUACAUGCGUAAAAUAAAUAAUAUAAAAAAGUAUAAAUAUAUGUAUAUGAUAGAUAAGGUUUGAUAAGUAAAAAAAUGAUAGAGGCACCGACCCAGUGGAACUCCAAGAAGGAUGAGAGCAUCUACAAGGCCGCGGGUGCUAUGCACCUGCGGAAGUACGGGGAGUUCUUUGAGAAUCUGGUGGAGAAGUCCUGGAAGGGUGACUCGACGUUGGAAUACAUCAUAGAGGGUCCACUGCGUCUGGUUUACAAAACAACGGAGGACAUUGGCAUCCUCUCCCUGGUGGAGAUGGAGAAUAAGGUUCUGUCCAAGCUGCUGGCGGCGAUCGCGGGAACGUGCAGGGAAAUCAGACUACUGAAGGUGGAAGCCGCUGGCUUUUACGCGAAGCUCUUCGCCCACGGGGAGAGGUGCAUGGACGACGAUCUCGUCGACGGUGUGACGAAACUCCUGUCGGAUCUCCUGGACCUGUCCGUAUUCACCAAUAGAAUGUCAGCCGUCGUGCACCUGACCACGCAACAGUUGGCAAGUCUAUCCGGCGCCGUCCACGAGAUCUACUUGCCCGUUCUGCUCGAGGGCUUCGUAGAUCUGUUCGUGAUACUCGUGACUCUCGACGAGAUCGUCGACGCUCAGCCGGCGAUACUGGAUCAGUGGAAGAAGUACAGGAUGCACGUGCGCUCCAUGAUGCACAACCCGUCGCAGUUCGGCGUCGACAAGACGAAACUGGAGACGUUCGAUCAUCUGCUCAAGGAUCUGCAGGAGAAGUUGCUGCGGAGGAAUACGUUUCUGAAGGCGAUCGAGCACGUGAUGGACGUGAACAAGGGCGCGGUCAUGAGCGAGCAGAUCGUCAGUUAUCUGAAGAACAUGAUCACGGAUGUGGAGAGCAAGUCCAACGACUACGCCGCGUUGAACAAGAACUGGAUAAGGGUCAACGUCGGCGUCGCCGUGGUGAUAAAGCUGUUCGGCGCUUGCGACAGGAAGCUGAUCAAGAGGGUGCUGGAGGCCAACAAGAGAUUCUACGCGGUCACGUUGGUGGGGAACGUGAUGUGGGUACCCAGCAAGUUCCUCGGCAACGUCGUGCCGAAGGAAACCGGCGGCGGCGGCGCGGUGAGCCCGCAAGUGGGCGAGAAGAUUCUGCAGGCGAGGACGCAAAGACUGUCGGUCGCGGUGAGCGGUCUGGUGCAGCGGGGGACGACCUGGUGCGUGGAGAUGCAGAGCAUCCUCACGAGGACCAAUCUCCAGGUGUCGGACAUCGGGCAGAAGCGUACGCUGCUGACGGAUUUGCUGGCACUGCUGGCGCAGAUGCGCGAGACCGUCGCGUUCGUGACGAAUCUGCACGCCUCGCUGUCGCGGCCGAUGAGCCGCGGCACGGUGCAGCUGAUCUGCAGACUCGUGGAGCUGCAGAAGUCCCUGCAGACGACGUUCUACGCGCUCGGCCCGGUCGUGGUGCAGUCGCAGGCGCAGGUGUUGCAGUACCUGGCUUACUACAUGCUGGUCAUGCUGGAGACGGCGCGCAAGGCUCUCGUGCAAAGAGACAAGAGUUACAGCAGGAAACGGUUGGACGCGCUGUCGCUGAUAGGGCUGAGUAUGCGGCUGAUAGGCGGUCCGGCGAGCGCGGACAGACGGCUGAUAGUGCGUUGCGCCCUGGCGUGCGCCACCCAGCUGACCGACACCUUCCGCGAGGAGGACGUGGUGAAACUGCGAUUUCUCCUGGAUAAUUACGACGCCGUGGCCGAGCUGUACGAGCUGGUCGACGAAUACGGCGACUACUCGCUGCUGCUGCACCAUCAGAACGUGCUGCCCGCCUACCUCUCCUCGGUCGUCGACGGCAACGCCGGCGUCAACCACGUCGCACAUCUGUUCGCCGCCUUCAACAGCGCCGUGAGCGAGCAGGAGUUCGCCGAGCUGAGGAUGAAACGCAUCGCGGAACUCCGCGAGAGCCUGGUGAAGAGUGUACUGAAACCGGCCUGCCACGAGAUCGAGACUAGUCUACGGCUGCACGUGCACGCUCAUCUCAAACUGGAUUCCACGAAUCCCUUCAACAUCGGCGCGAAAGACGGUAGCAGGGUGGUGCGAAUCUUGCCGUUGCCCUUGGCCGAGAGCAUGGUCUGCACCAAGAGAUUCGUCGAACAUUAUCUGGACGAUAUGUUUUACAAUCUGACGACAGUGGCCCUGCACGAUUGGAGAACCUAUCGGACGAUGCACGCGUUGGCCAGCUAUAAAAUGGGCCUGGACACGGUGCAGGACCAUUUGCCGACGCAGACUCUCGAACAGGGCCUGGACGCUCUAGAGAUUAUGCGCAAUAUCCACGUGUUCGUUUCCAGGUACCUAUACAACCUGAACACGCAAACGUUCGUGGAACACAGCAGCGGCAACAAGCAUCUAAACACCAUCGGCAUCCGGCAUAUCGCCAAUUCAAUUCGUACCCACGGUACCGGUAUCAUGAGCACCACGGUGAAUUUCGUUUACCAGUUUCUGCGCGUGAAACUGCACACCUUCUCGCAAUUCCUCUUCGACGAGCACAUCAAGUCGCGACUGAUGCGCGACAUCAGGUUCGUCCGGGCGCAACGGGAAGCGGGCGCCGCUCCGUACACGUACGAACGUGCGGAGAAAUUCCAAAAGGGUAUCCGGAAACUGGGGAUGACCGCCGACGGGCUGAGUUACCUCGAUCAAUUUCGUCAGUUGAUCACGCAGAUCGGCAACGCACUCGGCUACGUGCGGCUGAUCCGUUCCGGCGGCCUCCACGCCAGCUCUAACGCGGUGUCCUUCUUGCCGGAUAUCGAGAAAACGGUGCCGUUCGAAUCGCUCUGUCGCGGACUGAAUUACAGCGCCACGACGCAGGCCGCGGCCAGACGGCUGGAGAACGACAUCGCCGAUCUGGUGCGCAACUUCACCGAGGGUAUUCAGUACUUCAAGCUGCUGGUCGACGUGUUCGCGUCGGCGUUCCGCGACGCCAAGUCCUACCACCUGCAGCAGUUCUACGUCAUCGUGCCGCCGCUGACGCUCAGCUUCGUCGACAAUUCCGUAUCCAACAAGGAGAAGAUGUUCAAGAAGAACCAGACCGGCGCGGCUUUCACCGACGACGGCUUUGCCAUGGGUAUCGCCUACAUCAACGCGCUGCUCGACCAGAGCGCCGAGCUGGACGGUCUCCAUUGGUUCAAGACGGUGGAGCAGCACGUCGCCCAGGAGAGGCUCGCCGCCGAGCGCAAGGACGAUCACGGCGACGAGAAGCUCCAGCAAACCAGAGCGCUCACGCUCCAACGUCUCACCGAGAGAAACGCCGAGUUCCAACUGUUGUACUACAGUCUCUCCGGUGCCAGGGUGUUCUUCAAGCAACCUGAUACGUAACGCAAGACAAUCUGCUCAUUUUGAUAUUUCGCUACUGUGUUCUUGGACCAUCCAAGCCGAUUUUGAUUAUCAGGAGAAAAAUGGUCGGCACAAGGUCACGAUGCUGUGCUUCGAAACUAUUUCGUCCCUAAUUUUUGAAUAAUUAGACGAACGAAAAAAUUUUGAAUAAAUAUAAUCUCUUAUUCCAGCAUCUCUUCCGAUUUAUUCUCAUAACGUGUUUGUCGUCAUAGCAUGUUGUAAAUUACUUAAGACUGUCUACGAUCGGUUUUUUUAUAAAUAUUUUCUACAUUCACAAUAUCGUUACAAUAUCAGAGCUCUGUUCAAUAAAUAAUGGCUAGACAGAAUGACUAGGUUUUUAUGUCUAAAAGAGGUGCAAUUGCCACUCGCGGUCGCAAGUAGAAUCGAAAGGAUAAAUGCAUGAAGGCGUCUUAACAAAUGUGUAAUGUCUCAAAUUUUGAAUUUGACUCACUCAUCGCAACACCGAACUAAUAGCGAACGCUUCAAUGAGACAUUGAAAAAUUAUCUACAAUAAUGCAAAUUUCGUAUGAAUAUAACGUAAGCCUUCAUCCAUUUUUUUUUCUUCGACGAAUCAAUUAUUUAUCUCGCCGGGCCAGAUCUCCGUCUUCUCGAGAAUCAAAUUUUCAAAAGAGAAUCGGAUUUUCACAUUUUCUUCCCAAUCCGAAUCGAUGUUGCGCUUUUUUAAAAUUUUCAACAAACUAUUGUGCCUAAUUAACAUUAUUAACGCACUAUCGGCGUACGAUGCACAUAGACAUAUAUAUAUAUAUAUACACAACAUAAAUUACUUUCGUAGCCGUAUAUGCUAGAAAGCAAACGCGCGUCGCGUACUUUGCGUACAAUAAAAAUUUUAUCUGUUUUAAUCGCCACGCUUAAGCGAAACGAUGACGAUUCGUUCUUAAUUUGAAUUUAUCUUUUUUUUUUUUUUUCAAUGAUAAAACUCUACCGAGACUGCCGCUCGAUAGAUUUCUGCGAAACUUUCUUGUGUCAGUCUUCGAACGAUUAUACGCAAUAAUACGCAAUAAUAAUCGCGAGCAACGUACGUCACAACAAAAUAUAAAAUCUAAUAAAAUAAAAUUUACGUUUAUAACAUCGUAAAAUAUCACACUGAAUUUUUACCAGAAACAGAUCUGUCUGCAUCCUUACUAGAAAAUACAUUAAGAUUAAUUAACGCAC